AUGGUAUUAGACCCUAGAUGUAAAUUGAAGCUUGUGGUAUGGAUGGCAGCUAGGAUUUAUGAUACUAGUGAUGCAGAAUAUUUGAAAAUCAAGUUGGGUUCAUAUUUGAAGUCUAUUUUUGAUGAAUACUCUGGCAGGGCAGUGUCUCGUCUAGGUAGUUCAGUUAAUCUAUCAGGUGGUUUUAAUGCAGUUAAUGAUCCGUACCAUUGUGCUGAAUUCUACCAAUCAGAUGAGUGCAGCACAUCAGAGACAGAAUUACAGAAGUAUAUUCAAGAAGAAGUAGAAAACCGUCCUCCAAAUUUUGAUGUGCUAGAGUGGUGGAAGGUGAAUUCAAGCCGAUAUCCAAUACUUGCAAGCAUUGCAAGAGAGGUUUUAGCCAUACCGAUAUCCAGUGUAGCCUCUGAAUCAGCUUUCAGUACCGGAGGAAGAAUCCUUGAUGCAUAUCGUAGUUCUUUAACAUCGGCUAGUGUGGAAGCACUUAUGUGUACUGAAGAUUGGCUCAAAGGAGUAGUUCCAUCUUUUCUUAGUAGUGAGGAUCUCGAUAAUAUUGAUCGAAUUGAGGAUGAACUAUAUUCUGCGCCAGAUGCCGGAAGUUGCUCAUCCUUUGUGUCAGUUGUUGAUGAUUGAGGGUUGGAGAUGGCUUGGAUUGCCUUUGAAGAAGAUGGCCAUGGGAAAUUGUGGUUGAAAAUUGGAUGUUAAUGCUUAUGAGCUUAGAUUAAAAAUUAGAACUUUUAGGUCACAUGUUAGUUUAGGUUCAUUUUUGGAAUGUUCAUUUGUAAUGUGCAAUGAGUUUAUCAUGGAAACUAUGUAUUAAGAUGAACUUAUGGUUCAUGAUUAUGUAUGUGGACCAUUUUCUGAUA
Lathyrus oleraceus (garden pea) is the source of this 860-nucleotide messenger RNA. RefSeq names its product zinc finger BED domain-containing protein RICESLEEPER 1-like. Bases 1 to 627 code for a protein of 208 amino acids. Gene Ontology annotation, molecular function: protein dimerization activity. The record is from RefSeq and is a predicted model, not a curated record. Lineage: Eukaryota; Viridiplantae; Streptophyta; Magnoliopsida; Fabales; Fabaceae. The transcript is spliced from 3 exons.